Molecule: messenger RNA, 1224 nt
Organism: Paramecium sonneborni
Lineage: Eukaryota; Ciliophora; Oligohymenophorea; Peniculida; Parameciidae
Source: the annotation of a GenBank genome assembly
CUUUAGGUAUGUAAAGAGCUCAUGUUGGUAUUUUUACAGAAUUGGCAGUUCUUUAUUGUCAUUAUAAAUAAAAGAAAGUUAUGGAACAUUGUAGAUAAUAUUUCUAAAAGAUGAACAUCUUAAAAGUUUUAAGAACUUGUGAAAAGAUGUGUCUCUGGAGUGAAGCUGUUUACUUACAUUAACAUUAUGAUUAACCAGAUAAUGCUAUCAAUAUUAUGAUUGAACAUUCACCAACUGCAUUUUCACAUGAUGUUUUAGUUAUGUUACUCUAAAAGAUUACUAAUACAGAUUUGUAUUAUAAAUGUAUUCUCUUCUAUCUUGAAGAACAACCUGAAUAAAUUAAUGAUUUAUUAAGAAGCAUUCAAUCUAAAAUUGAUUUAAGCAAAUUUGUUAAACUUAUGAAGAAUACUGGUUAUUUGGCUCUUACUUUACCAUUUUUAUAAUAAAUUUAAAAUGCUAAUAAUAAAGAUGUCAAUGAUGCUUUAAAUCAACUUUAUUUAGAUAUUGAAGAUUAUGAAAAUCUUAGAGAAUCAGUUAAAAAUUAUGAGAACUUUGAUUAAUUAGCUUUGGCAUAAAAAACAUAAUCUCAUGAAUUAGUUGAAUUCAGAAGAAUUGCUGCUUAUCUUUAUAGAAAGAUAUAGAAAUAUGAUUUAUCAAUGAAUUUAAGUAAAUAAGAUUAAAUGUACAGGGAUGCAGUUGAAACAGCAUAAGAAUCCUAAAAUGUCAAAUUAGUUUAUGAAUUAUUAGAAUUCUUCAUUUAAAAUAAAGAGAGUGAAUUCUUUACUGUUUGUCUCUACACAUGUUAUGAUUUACUAAAACCUGAUUAAGUUAUGGAAUUGACCUGGAGAUCAGGUCUAAUGGAAUUUGCUAUGCCUUACUUUAUUUAAAUCACUUGGGAAUUAACUCAUAAGAUUGAAUAUGUUUAGAAGAAACAUGAAGAUAGAGAAAAGAAAGUAUUAUUCAUAUUUAUAUUCAUAGGAAAUUCAAACUGCUUAAUAAUAGUAAUCAUAAGCUUUACCUAUUGCUUAAGAUUUCUUAUUGAAUUAAGGAUAAUUGAUGUUAGGACCACCCAGCCAAAUGAGUAAUAGCAAUUUAGGCUAUGGAUAACCAUCUGGCUUUGGAAAUUCUACAAUGAAUUAAUCUCCUAUGGGUUAUGGAGGAUAAUAAUUUGGAUCAUAUUAACCACCAGGUUUUUGAUCAAAUUAAAUAUAUUAAAAAUAAAAC